GGAGGAGGAGGAUUAUGAUUUGGAUGAUGAAUUGGUGCCGAAGAGUGUGAGCGAUCGAUUUGGGAGGCAGAGGAUGAGGAAAUUGGGGAAAAGGGCGUAUCCGAAGAUGAACAAGUCGAAGAGAUUGCCGUACUACUACAGUCGCCCUGGUUGCGUCCAUGGAAAGCAUGGCCUGGGUUUGCAGAACAUCAUCGUCUAGGAAGAACUAGGGUUAAUUGAAGCCAAUUAUGAUCGAACAAUGGUGAUUCGGUACUGUGAAUAAGUCUGAUCUGAUUUCUAGGUCUGUAUAGCUAUUCUAUUAGUUUAGUUCAAAUCUGGGAUUAUAUUUUUUCUUUGCUGUAUGUCUGCCGUUGUCUCUGUUUCUUGUUACUUAUUUUAUAUAAUUCUGAUCCGUCUGAAUUUGGUUCUUGAUUUUAUAUGAAUUUAUUUCUAAUGUGGUUAA
Messenger RNA from Camellia sinensis, 442 nucleotides. RefSeq lists its product as uncharacterized. The record is from RefSeq and is a predicted model, not a curated record. Lineage: Eukaryota; Viridiplantae; Streptophyta; Magnoliopsida; Ericales; Theaceae.